UUUAAGGUUUCUUGGUUAUCUCCUGUGAACAAUCUUUAAGCAAUUUAUAUGUCAUAAUUGGCUCAUUCUUUUGAAUCCAAAGAAGUUUUUACAUUGAAGAGUGAGAUAUUAGUAGAGUAUUUUUGAGAACACAAAACUAAUUGAAGCCAAUCGACAUUGAUGUCGAUAAGAAAAUAACUAGAUACUUUUGUGGAGUAGGAAUGUCAACGUGUACAGUUCAACGUGUACAAAUAUUUCUGAAAAGAAAAAAUGUAGUUGGUGAAGAAACGUCUACAAGUUUCCUGAAGAAAGUUAAAAGAAGCCUAACACAAAUAUGAAUAAGAAUUCGCAAAGAAACAUACAAACGCUGAAGUACGUGAGUUUAGUCACUCUCACACUUCAAAAUGCUAUGGUUGGUCUUAGCAUGCGGUACUCCCGUACCAGAGCAGGAGACAUGUUCCUUUCUUCUACUGCUGUUGUAAUGGCUGAAGCAGUCAAACUACUUACUUGUCUGGUACUAGUACUCUUUGAAGAAGGAAGCUUUGAGAAAUUUUAUAAAGCUCUACAUAUGACAAUCGUGAAGCAACCUAUCGACACCUUGAAAGUCUGUGUGCCAUCUCUUUUAUAUAUCAUACAAAACAAUUUGCUUUAUGUUUCUGCAUCUAAUUUAGAUGCAGCUACCCAUCAGGUAACAUAUCAAUUAAAAAUUUUGACAACGGCCUUCUUUGCGGUAACGAUAUUACGCAAAUCUCUACGUAGCACUCAGUGGGGAGCUUUAGUGCUCUUGGUUGUCGGAGUGAUCCUGGUGCAACUUGCUCAAAGUGUCAAAACAUCGUUACCUUCAGGAAUUGAACAAAAUCAUUGGCUGGGCUUUUCUGCCGCUCUGUGUGCAUGUUUCUUAUCUGGCUUUGCUGGAAUCUACUUCGAAAAGAUACUCAAGGGCUCUGAUAUUUCUGUGUGGAUGCGAAAUGUGCAGUUAAGUGUAUUGUCCAUACCGUUUGGUUUAGGUACGUGUUUCUUACAUGACGGUGAUAUUAUACGUAAACAGGGCUUCUUUUUCGGUUAUGAUUUAUUCAUCUGUUAUCUGGUGGUCUUGCAAGCGGGCGGUGGGCUGAUUGUAGCCAUGGUAGUUAAAUAUGCUGAUAACAUAUUGAAAGGAUUCGCCACAUCCCUGGCUAUUAUCAUUUCCUGUAUAGCCUCUAUUUAUCUGUUCAACUUUUACUUGUCAUUCCAGUUUACUCUGGGCGCAUUCCUUGUCAUCUGUUCGAUUUUCCUUUAUAGUCACCAGCCGAAAACAGUAACGCUUGAUAAGCAUACAUCUUCUGAGAAAGUCUGACAGUAGGAAAAAUUUAAAAAU
Messenger RNA from Linepithema humile (Argentine ant), 1336 nucleotides. The record is from RefSeq and is a predicted model, not a curated record. NCBI's taxonomy places the organism in Eukaryota, Metazoa, Arthropoda, Insecta, Hymenoptera, Formicidae.